UCAUUUAAAAAAAAGUUAUAAUAUCGAUUUGGACGCCGAAUGGGAAUCCGGUAAACAGAAUAACGUCAUUCUCUUCUGACAACAUUUACUGAGAGGUUAUCCAUACUUUAUCAUUGUUAUCACAUACACAUGAGGCGAAAGUAGUGGCCAAACUCAAACCCUUCUCACCAAUUGAAGUAAAAGCUAAAAACCAUGUUGGUGGAGCAGAAGAUAUUUAUGGAAAUUUACAAGAUAUACUAGAUAAAAAAGCAUCAGAUUACUAUACUUUUGGUGAAGAAGAAAGCAUUUACGAUCAUGUUGAAAAAGUGGAUGAAAAGAUUUAUGACAGUAUUAUACAUCGACGAUCCAGUGUUAAUGUUGUUGUUGAUGAUAAACCUAUGGAUAAGCGAGCACAUAUUGUUAAUGAAAUAAUCGAAACAGAAGAAGGUUAUUUAAAAGCAUUAAAAGUCAUGGUUGAUGUUUAUAUCAAAUCUUUAAAACCGCACAUGUCACCUAAGGAUAAAGACAUUGUAUUCAUGAACACAGAACAAUUAUUUGCUGUGCAUCUUAACUUCAAUCGCGAUUUAACAAUAAGAAAGUCUGGAAUGGUGAAAAUAAAUUACCAUGUCUUUACAUCAUAUAAAGAAAGAUUUUUGAUAUAUGCUAACUACUGUACUGAUUUACCAACGGCUCAGCAGCAGAUUAUAGAGUUGUGCAAGUCUUCUGUUUUUAGAGAGAAAGUGGAUGCAUGUAAUAGAACUGCUGAAAGAAAAUUUCCAUUGCAAGAACAAUUAGUUGUUCCAUUUCAGAGGAUUUUAAAAUAUCCAUUAUUGCUAAGGGAUCUUAAAAAGCAUACUCCAUUGGAUCAUGAUGAGAGAGCAGAUGUUGAAAAAGCCUUUGAUGCAGUUGAUGAUAUUGCCAAGUUUAUUAACGAAUACAAGAGAGAUGCUGAAAUGGUGAAACUCAUUAGUCAAAUAGAAGCAAGUGUAAAGUAUGAUGUUCAAUUACAAGGGGCAAAGUUCAAUCAGUAUGGAAAGCAUAUAAAAAAUGGUGACAUUCAAGUCAAGUUUGACAGUAAUGAUAGAACAAUAUUAAAACGUUACGCUUUUUUGUUUGAACGGUGUAUGCUGUUGUGCAAGAGCAAAGGGGAUACAUACGAUGUUAAAGAAUAUUUUGACUUAAAAUCAUAUAAACUUUCUGAUACUCCUCCAUUUGGAAGGGGAAAGUUUAGUAAUGGUUGGUCUCUACAGAGUGUCUCCAAUGAUGGAAUUUUGGAAACUAAAAAUUGUACUAUCUUCGCAAAGACGCAACCUGAAAAACUACUGUGGGUAACAGAAAUAUCCAGAUGCAUAGAAGCUGUUACUUUAUCAGAGUUGCAAGGAAAGUUAGAUAAACAUACUUUUGAGUUGACCACAUUUGAGACACCUCAUGUCUGUUCAAAAUGCUCCAAGCUACUUAGGGGUCAGAUAAGCCAAGGAUACAGAUGUACAGCAGGUUGUAAUACAGUUAUGCAUAAAGAAUGUUUGCUGAACUGUCCUGAAUGUAAACCUCCUCCAAGUAAACCUAUAACAUCAAAGCCUUCCAUCCAUUUAAAACCACGUGAUGAAGUAGAUAGUCCAAUUUCACCAUCAGCUCAAAUCAACUCACCAACUCAGAAAAGUCUCAAAAACUUUCCAUGGUACGCAGGUAAUAUGUCACGUGAUGAUGCUACUGCAUUGCUUAACAACCAAUGCGACGGUGCAUUUUUAAUUCGAGAAAGCCCUAAUCAACCCGGUUUAGCGAUCAGUAUACGUUAUAAAAACGAUACAAAACAUAUUAAAAUUGGUAACGUUAACAAUAAAUAUUUUUUAACUGAACCAAAGCAAUUCUCAAGUGUUCUAGAGCUGAUUAAUUAUUAUAAAGCGAAUUCUCUUGGGGUUAGCUUCCCAACUCUUCCAACAAAAUUGACUAAAGCUGUAGCACAAAAAGUUAAGCGAGUUAUGGUUGCGAAGUUUUCCUGGCAAGCUAGAACAGAGCAAGAACUUUCAUUUCAACCUGGUCAACGAAUUAGUGUUAUUACAGACGAUGGUAAUUGGUGGUACGGUGAAAGCCAGGGCAAGGAAGGUUAUUUUCCUAACAACUAUGUUGAAUGAAUAAGAUUUUAGGCCUCUAUUAAUCGUUUCUAACCGUGAUAUCGUAUGCCAAGUAAUUGGUAGCUAUUUUCUGAUCGUGCGCAGAUUUUCAUUUUAAGAAAGAUUAGAUCUGACGUUAAAAGUCAAUAUGGUUGAAAUUCAUGAACAGUUAAAAGACUAUUUAUAGACCUUCAAUAGACAAUUUAAUCGUUUUUCUGUGAACUUUUUAAAUUUCGUUUUAAAAGUUA
Hydra vulgaris (swiftwater hydra) is the source of this 2338-nucleotide messenger RNA. The record is from RefSeq and is a predicted model, not a curated record. Lineage: Eukaryota; Metazoa; Cnidaria; Hydrozoa; Anthoathecata; Hydridae.